CAGCAUGCCACAGUGGCCACUGUCCUUUCAGAGAAAGGUUAGAGCGUCUGGCCCGCCACUGCAUCCCCAUGUUGCCAGCUCCAGCCAGGGAUGGCCUCUAUCGACUGACCACCUACCUGGAAGAACUUGAUGCUGGGGAACUGAAGAAAUUCAAAUUAUACCUGGGGACCGCAAUGGAGCUGGGCCAGGACAAGAUCCCCUGGGGACGAAUGGAGAUGGCUAGUCCUCUGGAAAUGGCCCAGCUGAUGGUGACCCAUAUGGGGACAAGAGAGGCUUGGCUGCUGGCUCUCAGUACCUUUGAGAGGAUCCACAGGAAGGAUUUGUGGGAGCGAGGACAGGGAGAAGACCUGGUGAGGGUCCCUCCGAAUAAUGGUUUGUGCUCCCUCGAGAGCCAAUCAGCUUACCUUUUGGAUGUCUCGCCUGGUGCUUCAAGGAAAGAUCCCCGGGCAACCUACAAAGACUAUGUCCGAAGGAAAUUCCGGCUAAUGGAAGACCGCAACGCCCGACUAGGCGAAAGUGUCAACCUGGGCCAUCGAUACACUCGGCCUGUCCUAGUAAAGGAACACUCAAAUCCCAUCUGGGCACAGCAGAAACUUCUGGAUACAGGGUGGGGACAUGCCAGAACGCGGGGCCACCGGGCUAGCCCUAUCCAGAUAGAGACCCUCUUCGAGCCAGACGAAGAACGCCCUGAGGCACCACGCGCGGUGGUGUUACAAGGAGCAGCGGGGAUGGGGAAGUCCAUGCUGGCCCACAAAGCGAUGUUGGACUGGGCUGAUGGGAGGCUCUUCCAAGGCCGGUUCGAUUAUGUCUUCUAUAUCAGCUGCAGGGAGUUGAACAGAAGCCACGUGCAGUGCAGCGCACACGACCUCAUCUCCAGCUGCUGGCCGGAACCUGAAGCACCCCUCGAGGACCUCAUCCGGGAUCCUGAUCGUCUCCUGUUCAUCAUUGAUGGCUUCCAUGAGCUUCAUCCUUCUUUCCAUGAUGCUCAGGGUCCCUGGUGCCCCUGCUGGGAGGAGAAAGGACCCACAGAAAUCAUCCUCGGCAGCCUGAUCCGGAAGUCACUUCUGCCUCAGCUCUCUUUGCUCAUCACCACUCGACCCUGUGCUCUGGAGAAACUUCACGGCCUGCUGGAACACCCCAGGCACGUAGAGAUCCUGGGCUUCUCCGAGGCAGAGAGGAGGGAAUAUUUCUACAGAUACUUCCAUGACACCGGACAGGCGAGCCAAGUGUACAGUUUCAUGACGGACAACGAGCCCCUCUUCACCAUGUGUUUUGUCCCUAUGGUGUCUUGGGUGGUCUGCACCUGCCUCAAACAGCAGCUGGACAGUGGGGAGCUUUUAAGGCAAACAUCUAGGACCACCACAGCAGUUUAUAUGUUCUACCUUCUGAGCUUGAUGCAGCCCAAGCCGGGGACCCCAACCUUCAAAGUUCCAGCCUACCAGAGAGGCCUUGUCUCUCUGGCUGCAGAGGGCCUCUGGAAUCAGAAGGUUCUAUUUGAGGAGCAAGACCUUGGGAAACACGGCCUAGAUGGAGCAGAUGUCUCGACCUUCCUCAAUAUGAACAUCUUCCAGAAGGACAUCAAGUGUGAGAAAUUCUACAGCUUCAUCCACCUGAGUUUCCAGGAAUUCUUUGCAGCCAUGUACUGUGUGCUGCAUGGCAGAGAGACGGUGAGAAGAGCACUGGCUGAAUACGGCUUCUCAGAAAGGAACUUCUUGGCCCUCACUGUCCGCUUCCUGUUUGGUCUCCUCAAUGAGGAGAUGAGAUGCUACCUGGAGAGGAAUCUAGGCUGGACCGUCUCCCCUCAGGUCAAGGAGGAAGUGUUGCUGUGGAUCCAAGACAAGGCUCGCAGUGAAGGCUCCACCCUGCAGCGUGGCUCCCUGGAGCUCCUCAGUUGCCUGUAUGAGAUCCAGGAGGAGGACUUCAUCCAGCAGGCCCUGAGCCACUUUCAGGUGGUUGUAGUCAGCAACAUCUCAACAAAGAUGGAGCACGUGGUUUGCUCGUUUUGCGUGAGGUUCUGCAGGAGCACAGAGGCGCUUCAUUUGCAUGGGAGCGCUUACGGUGCAGGCACAAGGGAUGACACCCCAGAACCUUCAGGAGCCCAGACUGUGUCUGAACACUCACAGAAGAGGGACUUGCUUCCUGACAUCUACAGUGCACACCUCUCAGCAGCCGUCUGCACCAACCCAAACUUGAUUGAGCUGGCCCUGCACCGAAAUGCUUUGGGCAGCCGGGGCAUGCGGCUGCUCUGUCAAGGCCUCAGACAUGCCAACUGCAAGCUUCAGAACCUGAGGCUGAAGAGGUGUCAAAUCUCCAGAUCAGCCUGCCAGGAUCUUGCAGUGGCUCUCAUUGCCAACAGGAAUUUAAUCAGGCUGGACCUCAGUGGCAACAGCAUUGGGGUGCUAGGCCUGAAGCUGCUCUGUGAGGGGCUGCGACACCCCAGAUGUAGGCUGCAGAUGAUCCAGCUGAGGAAGUGUCGGCUGGAGGCUGCAGCUGGCGGAGAGAUGGCAUCUGUUCUCAGCAACAAUUCACAUUUGGCAGAGCUGGACCUGACAGGAAAUCCUCUGGAGGAUCGGGGACUGCAGCUGUUAUGUCAAGGGCUGAGGCACCCAGUUUGCAGGCUGCGGACUUUGUGGCUGAAGAUCUGCCACCUUGGUCAAGCUUCCUGUGAAGAUCUGGCCUCGACCCUCAGCAUGAACCAGAGCCUGACAGAGCUGGACCUGGGUCUGAAUGACCUUGGGGAUUCUGGGGUGCUGCUGCUGUGUCAGGGCCUCAGGCAUCCGGACUGCAAACUCCAGACGCUCCGGUUGGGCAUCUGCCGGCUGGGCUCAGAGGCCUGUGCAGGGAUUGCCACCGUCCUGCAGAUCAACACUUGCCUCCGAGAGCUGGACUUAAGCUUCAAUGACUUGGGAGACAGGGGCCUGUGGCUCCUGGGGGAAGGAAUGAGGCACCAGGCCUGCAGACUCCAGAAGCUGUGGCUGGACAGCUGUGGCCUCACCUCCAAAGCAUGUGAGGACCUGUCUUCUAUCCUGGGAGUCAACCAGACCCUGAGUGAGCUCUACUUAACCAAUAACGCUCUGGGAGACAGUGGUGUUGGACUGCUGUGCAGGAGGCUGAGACAUCCAGGCUGCAAACUUCGAGUCCUGUGGCUGUUUGGAAUGGACCUGAACAGAACAACCCACGGGAGACUGGCAGCACUUCGAGUCACAAAACCGUACCUGGAUAUUGGGUGCUGAGCACUAGUUUGUAAUCAGAAUGGACCCGAACAGGACCUUUAUUCCCUCGGACGGCUAUGAGAAUACUUGAGAACUUUUAAGAUGAGCCUUAAAAAGUGGUGAGGUCGGAACUGGAGAGAUAACUCAGCAGUUAAGAGCUCUUCCAAAGGACCAGGGUUCAAUUCACAGCAAUCACAUGGCAGCUCACUGCUGUCUGUAAUCCCAGUUCCAGAGGUUCUGACACCCUCGCCCAGACAUACAUGCAAACAAAACACCAACGCAUGUGAAAUAAAAUUAAGUUUCAAAUAAAAACAGAUGAGUGGAUAAUGAUCACACAUUCAAGGUCAUCCUCAGAAACCAGCUAGGACUGCUAGUCUUGAGUCAGGAGGCCCACAAAAUACAGGCUGACAAAAAUGUUGAGACCUAAACACUCAAUCUUCGAUGAAGAUCUUGGGAUUUGAUGCAGACCCGUGCAGACAGUUAACAUAGAAAUUGGCUGGUUAGCAAG
Meriones unguiculatus (Mongolian gerbil) is the source of this 3720-nucleotide messenger RNA. RefSeq names its product NLR family pyrin domain containing 12 (gene Nlrp12). The record is from RefSeq and is a predicted model, not a curated record. NCBI's taxonomy places the organism in Eukaryota, Metazoa, Chordata, Mammalia, Rodentia, Muridae. The transcript is spliced from 10 exons. Gene Ontology annotation, molecular function: protein binding. Gene Ontology annotation, cellular component: cytoplasm. Gene Ontology annotation, biological process: negative regulation of canonical NF-kappaB signal transduction; positive regulation of MHC class I biosynthetic process; negative regulation of inflammatory response. The coding region runs from base 69 to 3233 and encodes 1054 amino acids.